Amborella trichopoda is the source of this 3958-nucleotide messenger RNA. NCBI's taxonomy places the organism in Eukaryota, Viridiplantae, Streptophyta, Magnoliopsida, Amborellales, Amborellaceae. The record is from RefSeq and is a predicted model, not a curated record.
AUAAGUUUCAUUAGAGUAUUUUGUAUUCUUAUUGGUGGCAGCCUUCAAUUCUCAUUAUCUUUCUUUGCUUAGAAAUCUAAAAAUUUCUUAUGGGAGUUCAGAAGCCUUGAAAAAAAAAUUACCCUUUGAAAAAUAAAUAUUUCAAUUUUCAUCAAAAUUCUACAAAUGUCAUCUUUUUUGGGUAGAGAUCUGAAAUUUUCUAGUGUUUCUUUCCAAAUCUUGGAAUUAUAUGGCAAAACAUACCUUCAUAUUUAAUUUUGUUGCAUGAACUUUCAAUUCUAGAUGAUUCCGUUAGUCAUCUAGGAACAAAUCUGUAACCAUAUCAGAAUCCUCUUGUUACAUUAAUGACCACCACAAUCAAUAGUAUUUUCUCCAUAUAUUACAGUAGACUUUGUAUCAAAUAUUGAGUGGUUUGUUUUGGAUAAGGGCAAUGGGCCGGGGCAGCCCCUGGCCCAGGCCGGGCUGGGAUGGGCCUUAUUAGGGUCGGGCCUGACCUUAUUGGGGCCACGCCAGACCAAAAACAAAUGAAGUGAUAAAAAGAGAAGAAGAAAAAAAACAGGCCUGGCCGGGUUGAACCAGGUCAGCACUGGCCCUAGCCCAGACCUCAGGCCAUAGUUUGUGGGCCAAACUUUACUCUUUUUUUAGGGCUGGGCUGCCCGGUCCAUUGCCAGCCCUACUUUUGGACAAAAGGGCGGAGCUUUCCUUUUGACCAGUAGGGGUAGUUCAGAAAUUUUGAAAAUAGCUAAGAGGUGUAUGAUACUUCAAAGUCAUAAUAUAAAUCCAAGAAGUGGUUCUAAUCUAUUGUCAACGGAUGGCACCUGGCAAUUAAGAAAAAGUUGAACUACUACCAGCACCUACCUUCACCUGUUCAACCAACUGAUUGCAUAUUAUUCAAGGAACGCUCCUGUUUGCUAAAGCACAGAUUCAAAUGCAAAAGCUCUAGGUGAACCAGUCAGAAAUCAGAAACCAAUUGUUCAAACUACCCUCUUCUCUUUUCCCUUUUAUCCCACCAUUUUGAUAUCACCUGCCUUAAACCAAUUCCUCUCCAGCAACGUUGUUAUAUACCCUUUAAAUGUGAUUCUGGCUCAUAAUUGUUGACCGCAAUUAUUAAGUUGCUAAACUAUCUCCAGGCUCUUGAUCAUGAACUAUGAAUUGCAAACCGAGUAACAAUGGCAGGCGGUGCUUCCCUCGUCGCGUUUGUUAUGCUCUUAUUGCCCUUUUUUGCUUCAUCUGAUGACCCACAGUAUGAAGCUUGUGCUCCUAGCGAUUGUGGAAAUGGCCCCAGUAUCAGUUAUCCUUUUUGGAUGGAUGUCUCACCAGACUUUUGUGGUUAUCCUGGCUUUAAAAUCACGUGUGCCUAUAAUGUUACCGUUAUGACAACCAUUUCAGGGGAAGAAUACUAUGUAAGAGGUAUCGACUACAAGAGCCAGACUUUCACAAUUGCCAGUUCAAAGUUGGUGGAAGAAGGUUGUCCUCAACAUGGUUACAGUCUCAGUCUUCAUUCUCCUAUCCUAUAUUACACCAUGGAGAACAGGAACAUUUCCUUCUUGUUUAAUUGUUCUCGUCAAAUUCCAAAUUCUCUCAGAGGGCCAUUACAUUGCCUUGAUCGUAGUGACUAUGUUGUUAAUUAUAGCUUCUCAGAAUCUGAGUUGCACAGAUAUGAAUGUAAAGAGAUUUCCGUGGUCCCUGUUUUGGGCACACCGGAUUUUGAACACCCCUCCCAUGGUUUGGAUGGGUUGUUAAAGGCAGGAUUUGGGAUGGGAUGGACUGCGAGUGCUUGUGGUCCUUGUGAGAUUUCAGGUGGGAGAUGUGGGUAUAACGCGAGCACGCAACAAUUUAUUUGUUUCUGUGCAAAUGGUCGUAGAGAUGAUAUCUGUAAGGGUGGUAAGGCUUUAGUGCACAAUCUUUUCUUAUCGAAAUUUCUAAGGGUUGGAGUAUCAGAUUGUUGCUUUAUAUCAUCACUUCAAGGCUUGCUUCAGUCGAGAUUCUUCAGCAACCAGGCUGCCAAAGAUAUCUGUCAAUAUAGCGAGAACAAAAGAAUUGAACAAAAGCUCUCCAGCUGCAGCAUCUUCUACAAUUGUGAUACUCGCUCUGCCCUCAAUAACGAAGAAACCAUUUGGGCCUUUAAAGGGUGCGAGAAGACCCAGGAGACUUAUUACACUGAUAAACAAGAAAUAGUAAAUAAUUUAACUCCUCCAUCUGCUUGUUCUUGGAUUCAGUAUCCUGUGCUAGAAUCCAGUCUUAAGGCUAUGAAACAUGGCAAUGGAUCCUGGAACCUUCUGGAGCUUUUAAAGGAGGGUAUUGCCCUUCAAUGGGAGCAAUUUCCUUCAGAGUGCUCAAAUUGCACUAGUUCUGGUGGCCGCUGUGCGUUGAAUGCCACUGAUAGAACGACGAUUGCUUGUUACUGCAAGGAUGGGGAAGCUUGUGACAGCGGUAACAACCACCGCAUGCGCCAGAAAAUGAUUAUAAUAAUAGUUCUGAGUGCAACAUUUGGAACUUUUCUACUAGCUGCCUUUUUCUACAGCGCGUACACCUACAAAAAGAAGAAGCGCUCGAAUUCUCUUUUACUCACCCGUGCCAUCUCUAGUGAACCCUCGUCGAAAGGUGAGUACAAGAGUAGCCUUCAGCAAUCCAUGAUCCAUGUCUCUAGCAUCACUGUCUUCACCUAUGAGGAGCUUGAAGAGGCCACCAUUAACUUCAGUCCCUCUAAAGAGCUCGGCGACGGGGGCUUUGGAACUGUCUAUUUGGGUAAGCUAAGAGAUGGCCGAUUGGUAGCAAUUAAACGCCUAUAUGAGAACAAUUGUAAGCAAGUCGAGCAAUUCAUGAAUGAGAUAAAAAUUCUCUCAUCGGCUCGACACCCCAACUUAGUUUGCCUCUAUGGGUGCACCUCUCGCCAUAGCCGUGAGCUCCUAUUGGUGUAUGAGUAUAUGCCCAAUGGAACUGUGGCUGAUCACCUUCAUGGUGAUGGAUCCAAGUCAAAGGGUGUGCUUUCAUGGAAGAUUCGCAUGAGUAUUGCUAUCGAGACGGCGGAUGCCUUGGCAUAUCUGCAUUCAAUCGAACCCCCGAUUAUCCAUCGAGACGUGAAGACGAAUAACAUCUUGCUAGACAACAACUUCAGGGUGAAGGUAGCGGACUUCGGAAUGUCGAGAUUGUUUCCUUUGGAUGUGACGCACGUCUCAACUGCCCCUCUUGGGACCCCUGGCUAUGUCGACCCCGAUUACCAUCAAUGUUACCAACUGACUGACAAGAGUGAUGUUUAUAGCUUUGGCGUGGUUUUAGCAGAGCUCAUCUCAGGGAAACCAGCCGUAGAUAUAGCAAGGCAUAGACAUGAGAUCAAUUUAGCAACAAUGGCCAUUAACAAGAUUCAGAACCGAGCUCUUCAUGAAUUGGUUGAUCCUGAAAUUGGGUUCGAAUCUGACCCUUUGGUUAAGAAGAUGGUCACUCUAGUGGCUGAACUGACAUUUAGAUGUUUGAGUUUAGAGAAAGAUUUGAGGCCGACAAUGGAGGAGGUAGCGGCAGCUUUGAGGCUUAUUGAGUCAAAUGAUGAGGAGAUGAAGAAGAUGGGGCCAGAGGUUUUUGGGGGAGAGGAGGUGAAUUUGCUCAAGUCUUAUCCCCCUUGUUCACCAGAUUCAGUGACUGAUAAAUGGGUAAGCCGCAAUACCACCCCAAAUUCAAGUUCGUGACGUUUUCAGGGUGUUUGUGCAUUCUCUCUCUCUCAGCCAUAGUUUCAUCCUUGAUACCAGUUGAUAAGAUUUUCCUAGUUUAUAUGCAUAAAUCUCUCUCUCACUGGCUCAGUUCAUAAGAUUUUCUUAUCUCUCUCUCUCUCCACACAAGAUUUUUUAGUAACUUGGAGUUGUGUUCCAUAUUUUGAGUGUAAAUAUUGAAUGUCAUUCCUUGUACCAUCCUGGGAUCCCUUUUGUUGGGCUCUUUUUAUUAUAAUUUUAUUUCAGUUUUUAUA